Salvia hispanica is the source of this 3164-nucleotide messenger RNA. RefSeq names its product eukaryotic translation initiation factor 3 subunit C-like. The record is from RefSeq and is a predicted model, not a curated record. Gene Ontology annotation, cellular component: eukaryotic translation initiation factor 3 complex. Gene Ontology annotation, molecular function: translation initiation factor activity; translation initiation factor binding; RNA binding. NCBI's taxonomy places the organism in Eukaryota, Viridiplantae, Streptophyta, Magnoliopsida, Lamiales, Lamiaceae. Gene Ontology annotation, biological process: translational initiation.
CCCUAAUCGACUACACAUUUUGAAUAUGGCAUAGGAUAUAAAUACCAAACUUAUUCCUCUCAUCUAGGGUUAGAACGGCUGAGAACGGCGCAUCUCCGAAACCCUUGAUUUCUUCGUGCGGCACGUUUUUGGUUUUGAAAUUUUGUGAGUAGUUUGCUGUCGGAUUUUUGAGACAAUGGCGUCGAAGUUUUGGACUCAGGGUGAUAGUGAUACCGAGGAAGAGGAGAGUGACUAUGAUGAGCAGGAAGAUGAUGCCCCCGUGGAAACAGCCACUGCAACAGCUGCUAGCAGAUAUUACUCUGGCAAUGCUAGUGAUAGUGAUGAUUCUGAUGGGCAGAAGCGUGUUGUUCGCCGUGUCAAAGAUAAAAGGUUUGAUGAGCUGUCUGCUACUGUUGAUCAGAUGAAAAAUGCCAUGAAAAUCAAUGACUGGGUGAGUCUCCAAGAAAGCUUUGAGAAGAUCAAUAAGCAAUUGGGGAAGGUCAUGAGGGUCACUGAGUCCGAUAAGCCACCAAAUCUAUACAUUAAGGCUCUUGUGAUGCUGGAGGACUUCUUGAACCAGGCUUUGGCCAAUAAGGAGGCGAAGAAGAAAAUGAGUAGUAGUAAUGCAAAGGCAUUGAAUUCAAUGAAGCAGAAGUUAAAGAAGAACAAUAAGCUUUAUGAGGAUAUGAUCAAUCAGUGUAGGGAGAAGCCUGAACUUUUUGAAGAGAAAGUUGAGGAGGAGCAAGAAUCUGAGGACGAUGUGACUGAUGACGAUGUGACUGAUGACGAUGUGUCUGACGAUCUGAAUGCUGAGGAGACGGAUGAUGAAGAGGAAACUGGAAAUGAUGCAGAGGCUGGCUCUGGAUGGGAAAAGAUGUUGAGCAAGAAAGAUAAAAUGAUGGAUAAGCAGUUCAAAGAUCCCAGCCAAAUUACUUGGGACACAGUCAAUAAGAAGUUUAAAGAGAUUGUUGCUGCCAGAGGUAAGAAGGGGACUGGGAGAAUGGAGUUGGUUGAACAGCUCACUUUCUUGACAAGGGUUGCCAAGACUCCUGCUCAGAAGCUUGAGAUAUUCUUCAGUGUUGUCUCUGCACAGUUUGAUGUCAAUCCAAGUCUCAGCGGUCACAUGCCCAUCAAUGUGUGGAAACAGUGUGUGCAGAAUAUGCUUGCAAUACUGGAUGUUUUAACCCAGUACCCUAAUAUUGUGGUGGAUGAUAUGGUAGAGCCUGAUGAAAAUGAAACUCAAAAGGGAGCUGACUUCAAUGGUACAAUUAGGAUCUGGGGCAAUUUGGUAGCUUUCCUGGAAAAGGUGGAUGUUGAAUACUUUAAGAGCCUUCAGGUUAUUGAUCCACACACCCGUGAGUAUGUUGAGAGGCUUAAGGAUGAGCCUAUGUUUUUAGUCCUAGCUCAAAAUGUGCAGGAGUAUUUGGAAAAGGUUGGGGAUCACAAGGGUGCUUCAAAGGUUGCUCUUAAACGAGUUGAACUUGUUUAUUAUAAGCCUCAGGAGGUGUAUGAUGCUAUGCGGAAAUUGGCUGAGCAGGACAAUGGAGAAAGCGAGUCUGGAGAGGAAAAAGUUGUUAAUGAAAUUAGGGGGCCAACUGCUUUUGUUGCUACUCCUGAGCUGGUUCCUCGCAAGCCUACUUUUCCGGAGAAUAGCCGUGCUCUGAUGGACAUACUUGUUUCACUCAUUUACAAGUAUGGCGAUGAACGUACCAAAGCCCGUGCUAUGCUUUGUGAUAUAUAUCAUCAUGCUAUCUUCGACGAAUUCUCAACAUCCCGUGACUUGCUGCUCAUGAGUCACCUCCAGGAUAAUGUUCAGCACAUGGACAUAUCCACACAAAUACUUUUCAAUAGAGCCAUGUCACAGCUUGGUCUAUGCGCCUUCAGGGCGAGUCUUGUUCCUGAGGCCCAUGGUUGCCUCUCAGAACUGUAUUCUGCUGGAAGAGUGAAGGAAUUGCUAGCACAAGGGGUAUCUCAGAGCAGAUAUCAUGAGAAGACACCAGAGCAGGAGCGGCUGGAGAGAAGGCGCCAAAUGCCUUACCACAUGCAUAUAAAUCUCGAGCUUCUCGAAUCUGUACAUCUGAUUUGUGCAAUGCUGCUGGAGGUCCCCAACAUGGCAGCCAAUGUGCAUGAUGCCAAACGUAAGGUCAUAAGCAAGAAUUUCAGGAGGUUGCUUGAGAUGAGCGAGCGACAAACCUUCACGGGCCCUCCUGAAAAUGUCAGGGACCAUGUGAUGGCUGCUACUAGGGCUCUCAGGCAAGGAGAUUUUGACAAGGCCUUUGCUGUUAUCAAAUCUCUUGAUGUGUGGAGGUUGCUGCGCAACAAAGAUUCGGUUCUUGAAAUGCUCAAGGCCAAGAUCAAGGAAGAGGCGCUGAGGACCUACCUCUUUACAUACUCCUCAGCUUAUGAUUCCCUAAGUCUCGACCACUUGUCCAAGAUGUUUGAUCUUUCAGAUGCACAGACGCGUAGCAUCGUCAGCAAGAUGAUGAUCAAUGAGGAGCUACAUGCCAGUUGGGACCAGCCAACAGGCUGCAUUGUCUUCCAUGAUGUCGAGCACACUAGAUUGCAAGCUCUUGCUUUCCACUUGACAGAGAAGCUCAGUGUUCUUGCAGAAACUAAUGAGAGGGCCAUUGAGGCUCGCUUUGGUGGUGGAGGGCUGGAGGGUCUUCCUCUUAGAAGGAAAGAUGGCCAAGAUUAUGCUGGAGCAGCAGCUUCUGGUGGCGGCGGUGUUGGUAGGUGGCCAGAGUUUUCAUUCAAUCAGAACAGGCAAGGGAGCAGCGGUGGCAGAGGAGGCUAUACUAUCAGCGGUAGGGCAUCAGCUCCGGGGCUUGUGAGCAGUGGUUACUCUCGGGAUGGCCAAGCUCGUUCAGGUCGUGCGUACCACACAGGGUCUGGUGCAAGAGGUGGGCAGUCUGAUGGAUCUACAAGAAUGGUUAAUCUGAACAGAGGGGUUAGAACUUAGGCGCAAAUCGAAGAAGUUGUUUAGCCGGAGUACCCUUGCCAAUUGCCAUCUCAUAAUUUAAAUUUUGGUCCCUUUUCGAUAAUUUGACUGUGUUACUGAGCCUAGAACUGUUUGCUGUGUCUUAUUACUCAUAAAAUUUUGCAUCUUUUGUUGUUUUAGAUGUUUCGAACUUUGGAGACGUGUCUUUGUAAUUUUUUGAGAUUCAAUUUAAAUGCUGUUGUACUCA